AUGUGUUGUUCGGCCCACACAUGUACAGAAGCUCUAGGUUUGUCAGCUGAGGCGGAAGUUUGUGCUCUUGACGGAGAUGGCCGAUCGGCACUGGAUUGGGCAGAGUCGCGCGGGCGUGGACACGUUGUCCAAGCUUUGCAGCGCCAUGAGCGUUUGCACCGCUUGCUGGAUGAGCAGCGUGCUGCGUCACAAGCUGAUAUGAGCACGAAGUUGUUCACAGCAGAAGCGCGACUCGCACAGCUGGGAACAGAGUUGGCAGCCACUUCCAGGAAUUCAGGAUCGCGGCAGCCAGCAGAGCAGCUUGCACCCCUCCCGGACACAGGUGUUGAAGAAAUGGUGGAAAGUUUACAGCAGCAAAACGCAUUGUUGGAACAACGAGAGCUAGAACGUGUGGACCUUGAACAACGCUUGAAAAUCUGCGAGCAAGAGGAGCACAGUUGUAAGGAUGCUUUGGUGCGGGAAAGGGAGCUGCAGCAGCAUCAUGGAGGUAGUCUUCGAGCAGAGCUGGAAUACGAAAAGAAGCAGUUCGACAUGUGGCGUGAAGAACACGCGUCCGGAUUGACAAGGGCAGAAGAAGAAGUUCAGCAGCGUGAAGCCACGUGGCACCGGGAACGAUUGCAGUGCGAAGAGGCCGAACAGCGCCUGAGAGAGCGUGAGACGAUGGAGCAGCAGCGCAACGAUGUUGCGCAACGUGCGAUCCAGAAAUUGGAGCAGGAAGUGGCUGCGGCAGAGGACAGGGCAGAACUUCUGCAAAAGGAAGUCGUCGCCGCAGAGGAGGAGGCACGCCAAGCGCAGGCACGUGCUGCGGCAGCUUCCCGUGCGUGGGAUGGCGUACUCUGGCACUUGAUUGGCUCUUCCGAGCUCCAGGUCAUGACGAGCUCAUGGACGUUGGGCACGAAAGGAGGUCUGGAUGCUCAAUCGCUUGCAGGUCCCACGUGGGAGGCCCAAAAGCGGGCCUACGAGGAAGUCUCCGGGAGCCUGAGAAGAGUGUCCAGUGAGGCUGGCCGAGCGAAAUCGAAGUACGUGACUCCCUGGAAGUUGGGCCACAGGACUGGGACUGCUGCCAGCUUGAUUCGAAUUGUUGCAGCAGAUGGGUUUGCCUAUGUGGUCUGCCUCUGGGGUCGUAACGCGGAGUACGUGCUGGGAGCAAUGGUGCUCGCCCAUUCGCUGAAGAGGUCCGGAACUCGUCAUGAUCUCGUUGCCCUUCACACGGAUGAUGUCCCGAAAGAGGCCGUUGAGCUGUUGCAGAAGGCAGGAUGGCACCCGCGCCAAGCAGCUUGA
Messenger RNA from Symbiodinium necroappetens, 1281 nucleotides. Lineage: Eukaryota; Dinophyceae; Suessiales; Symbiodiniaceae. The record is from the annotation of a GenBank genome assembly.